AGAUUGGCGAUCACGACCCAGAGUUCGUCAGACACUUGACUUGGUGAUGGCUCUAACUGUGAUCAUUGGUAUAAUAAUUGUUGUCCUUGUAUCUUCGCAGGACAGCAUCAGUGCAACUGGUCAGAAAUUUCAUUCACCUUGGCAUUACGAGUGCACCGGUGGUUUAUGCAAAAAAAAGGAGUUAACACCAGAUGUGGAGUCUCCACACUCGUUGGAGGUGUGUCAGCUCUUCUGCGGUGAAGGAGGUGCACUCUGGCCGAAACCCACUGGUCAUUUCUCACUCGGCAAUUAUGUCGCCCAUUUGGAUCCUGAGAGGAUUAGCAUGCGAGGUAUCUACGAGAAAUCCCCUGCUGGACAACUUCUUCACAGGAAUAUUCAGCUGUUGAAGAAAAAUGUCAAGAAACUUGGGAACGGACUCGUCAAGGGCGGGGGAUUAGCCCUAGGAAUUGAAAUCGCAGGGAUCAAAAAUACUUAUGAUACAAGAAUUACUUUAAAUACUAGGGAGAAUUAUACUCUACAUAUUCAUCAGCCGGAUGAGGAAAGACUGAUGGCUAGGAUCCUCGCUGACACGUACUUUGGUGCUCGCAAUGCAAUGGAAACUCUUGCUCAAUUAAUUGUUUAUAAUGAUCUACAUAAUGAAAUACAAAUGGUAAGGGAUGUCAACGUAAUUGAUGCUCCUGUCUACCCAUACCGGGGUAUUCUUCUCGAUACCAGUCGCAAUUUUGUGGACAAAGCAACAAUUCUUCGGACGAUCGAAGCCAUGGGGAUGAGCAAAUUGAACACCUUCCACUGGCACAUCACUGAUUCCCACAGUUUUCCGUACUCCAGCAAGAGCUAUCCCAAUCUUCAAAGAUAUGGGGCAUACUCUCCUCUCAAAGUCUACUCUGAGGAGGACAUCAAGGAAAUCAUUGACUUUGGGCUCCUUCAGGGAGUCAGGGUAUUACCAGAGUUCGAUGCCCCAGCACACGUGGGCGAAGGAUGGCAGUGGGUUGGGGACAAUGCAACAGUUUGCUUCAAGGCUGAACCCUGGAAAAAUUACUGCGUUGAACCCCCGUGCGGACAAUUAAAUCCCACCAGUGAGAUAGUCUACGAAAUUCUCAGUGGAAUCUACAAGGAUAUGAUUGAGGAUUUUUCUCCUGAUAUUUUUCACAUGGGAGGGGACGAGGUGAAUAUCAACUGCUGGAACUCUUCAUCGGCUAUUCAAGACUGGAUGCUCCAGAAAGGCUGGAACUUGUCUGAAUCCAGUUUCAUCGGUUUGUGGGCCAUAUUUCAAGAGCGAGCCUAUGAAAAACUCAAGGUUGCUAAUAAUGGAAAAGAUAUACCGGUCGUUUUAUGGACCAGUGGGCUUACCAGUGAAAGUAAUAUUCACCAUUUGGAUCGAAAUCGGUAUAUUAUUCAGGUUUGGACGACUGGAAAAGACCCCACCAUUGGACGACUGGUUAAGAAUAACUUCAGGAUGAUCUUCUCCAAUUAUGACGCACUUUAUCUCGAUUGCGGCUUCAGCGCAUGGGUAGGUGAAGGCAACAAUUGGUGUACACCCUACAAAGGCUGGCAGAAGAUAUACGAGAAUUCUCCAUUACAAAUGAUAAAGUCACAAGGAUUUGGCGAUUCGAAAAAAUACUUAAUUCUGGGUGGAGAAGCAACAUUGUGGACAGAACAGGCAGAUGACGCUUCAAUAGACUCCAGACUCUGGCCAAGAUCAUCAGCGAUGGCUGAGAGACUCUGGAGUGAGCCUGAGUCAUCCUGGAUUCAUGCAGAGCAGAGAAUGCUCAGACAUCGUGAGCGUCUAGUUAAACGUGGAGUGUUUGCUGAUAGUUUGGAGCCCGAGUGGUGUCUGCAGAAUCAGGGAAGCUGUUAUGCUUAAUUCUAUGGUAUUAAUUAUUACCAAUAAAUGUGAUUGAUUGAAUCAUUGAUCGAA
This is a messenger RNA of Fopius arisanus, 1918 nucleotides long. It is a transcript of the gene Hexo1, whose product is annotated as Hexosaminidase 1. Gene Ontology annotation, cellular component: plasma membrane; lysosome. The record is from RefSeq and is a predicted model, not a curated record. Bases 47 to 1864 code for a protein of 605 amino acids. Lineage: Eukaryota; Metazoa; Arthropoda; Insecta; Hymenoptera; Braconidae. Gene Ontology annotation, biological process: protein deglycosylation; carbohydrate metabolic process; ganglioside catabolic process. Gene Ontology annotation, molecular function: beta-N-acetylglucosaminidase activity. The transcript is spliced from 6 exons.